Anolis carolinensis (green anole) is the source of this 9672-nucleotide messenger RNA. RefSeq names its product capping protein inhibiting regulator of actin dynamics (gene cracd). NCBI's taxonomy places the organism in Eukaryota, Metazoa, Chordata, Lepidosauria, Squamata, Anolidae. Gene Ontology annotation, biological process: maintenance of gastrointestinal epithelium; negative regulation of barbed-end actin filament capping. The coding region runs from base 778 to 5568 and encodes 1596 amino acids. The record is from RefSeq and is a predicted model, not a curated record. The transcript has 12 exons.
GUCCUGAGGAGGAGGAGGAGGAUGGCAUGAGGGCGGCCUUUCUCCUUCUCCCAAGGCAGCCCAGCCACGCCUCUCUCCGCCAAGGAGCUGCCAGCCAGGCGAAGCUUAGCUGACGAACAUAGUCAUAAUAAUAACAAUAACAACAAAAAAAGCCGCGCAGGACGAGGCUCCGACCCAGCGCGAGGCUGCUCCCUCCCUUCGCCAUUGGCGGCGUCGAGGGCGGCAGGCGAUGACGAGGGCCGGCGAGGAGGCUGCGUGAGGGAGGCCAGCCUGGCGACCCCAUUCUCCAGUUCUCUCGCCCCGGAGCCACCUUCCAGGCGAGGAAUGCCUCCAAGGGAAAGUGUGUAUCUAUUCAACUGAAAAACUAAGCAUGGCAGAGACGUUUAUCACCUGCUUGGCUCAAUCUGCCUCCAGAGCUAUUAGAUAAAGGAGGAUACAAAAGGAAAGAAGAACAAAAAGAGGUACAUUUUCCCCAACUUAAUCACAGGCAAGAAAGAAAACCAUUAAUUGCAACACCUGAGGAAUGCAUGGACAUUUUUGACAUUUUGGAAGAGUGGAGAGGAAGCAUUUAGAAAAAUUAAACUUGGAGAAGAUAAGAAAAAGUCAAGCAAGUUCCAGCCUUUUAAGAAGUUGUUUAGCAGGAGAAAAAAACGAGAAACAACACCAGACCGGGAGGAUAAUAAGCUGAAACCAAGCAGUUCCUUUGGAAAUGUUUGCAAUGGGGCACUGUCUUCUGAUGACGAGACUAACAAUGGUCUGAGGUCCUCCAGUUAUGGUAUGAGCACACGGGCCUUUUCACAUGACAGUAUUUUCAUACCUGAUGGGCGAUCAGAGAGUGAAGAGUCCAUUCAAGCAAUGUCCCAAGACAACAUUGUAGGCAAAGUCAAAACUCUUCAGCAACAGUUGGCCAAGAAUAUUAAAUUUGGCCAGCCCCCGCAAAUGACAGUUUCAGUGAAAACAAUUGGAGAAGCAAAUGCUAGCUUGGAAGCGGAUGUGUUACUGAGUAGUCCUAUGGAAACGGAAAUGCAGCAGGAUUUGGACCUUCCAGAGAGCCAUAAUAAAAUAGGUAACAUACCAGAUCCAUUAAUCCCUGAAAGUCUGCACAAAACAAGGCUUGGAGGAGAAGAGAAGGUUCCUCCGGUGAAGUCAUCGUCUCGGCCAAAAAGACAUCAUUCACCCUCGGGCACAAUUGAAACAGUCAACCUUGAUGCCAUCCCACUGGCGGUUACUUGUCUGGACAAUAGCGCAGCAAAGCACAAACUCUCUGUUAAGCCAAAGAAUCAGAGGGUUUCCACGAAACACAAAAGAUUAUCAAAGGAGCUACAUAGUGUCUCAGUGAUUGAAUUUGAACCAGAAAUCCUAGAAAUAAUAAAGUGUGAAGACCAAGUCGUAAAACAGGAUGGCCAUCAUGUAGAGAAGCCCAUCCGGCCUAGAGAAAGCCAUGAACAGGAAGCAAAAGGCAAAAGGAAGCAGCAAGAGAGACUUAUGACUGAGAAAAAAAUAGCUGAAACAGAAGUAAAAAGCCAUAUGGAAAACAAAAGAGUUCAAGGAUUUGAAGAAGAUCAAGGGAGACAGGAAGGGAAAAAGCAGAAGCUUCAAGAAGAAGAGCAAUGUUUAAAAAUGGAAGACAAAGAGGGUCAACAAGUGGGGAAAACUCAUAAAGAGCUGAUGGCUCAAGAACAUGAGAUGCAAUGGCACCAAGAAGAAGAAAGGAAGAUGGAAGAGAGAUCUCAGGAACUAGAGGAACCUAUGCACUCAGAAUCUGAACAUCAGGAACUAGAGGACCAAAAGCAGAGUGAAGUAGAGACACAAAAGCGACAUGAAGAACAAAGAAAACAUGAACGGAAGGCACAAAAGCAAAGGAAGGAGCAAAAACAAUGUGAAAUGGAAGCACAAAGUCAACAGGAAGAGCAAAUAAAAUGUGACUUGGAGGCACAAAAACAAUGGGAAGAACAAAGACAAAAUGAAAUGGAGGCACAAAGGAAACAGGAAGAACGACAACGUGAACUGAAGGCACAAAGGAAAAGGGAGAAGGAAAGACAACGUGAACUGGAGGCACAACAGGAAGAACAAAGGCGGUAUGAACUGGAGGCACAAAGGAAACAGGAGGAGGAAAGACGACGUAAAAUGGAGGCACAAAAGAAAUGGGAAGAGCAAAGACAACAUGAAAUGGAAGCACAAAGGAAACAGGAAGAGCAAAGACAAUACAAAAUGGAGGCACAAAGGAAACAGGAAGAGCAAAGACAAUACGAAAUGGAGGCACAAAGGAAACAAGAAGAGCAAAGACAAUAUGAAAUGGAGUCACAAAGGAAACAGGAAGAGCAAAGACAACGAGAGCUGGAGGCACAAAUGCAGCAGGAAGAACAAAGAAAAUGUGAACUAGAGGCACAAAUGCAGCAGGAAGAACAAAGACAACGAGAACUGGAGACACAAAGGCAACACAAAGAGCAAAGGCAAUGUAAAAUGGAGGCAGAAAGACAACAUGAACUGGAGGCACAAAAGGAUCAGGAAAAACAAUAUCAGCAUCAACUGGAAGCACAAAAACAAUCAGAAGAACAAAGACGAUGUGAUAUGGAAAGCCGACAAAGAAAGCAAAGACAUGGAAAACGAGAAGAAAAAGGACAGACAGAAUUUGAAGAUAAGCAACAAAAGAGACAUCAAGAAAUGAAGGAGGGGAAAGCUUAUGACAAGAUGUUACAGCACGGAUGGAAAGACAAGAGACAAGAACAAGAGAAGCAAAAAUGGCAAGAAGAAAAAACAAAGCAUCGGGAUUCAGAAGGGAAGAGAGGACAAGAACUGGAAGAAAAAACACAUGAGAUCGAGAUGCAUGAUGAACUGAAGAAACAAGUAUUUCAAGGGCAAAAAACAAGGCAGAAACAAAAAGAACUUGAACAGACAAGAAAUCUAGAAGGUGAAGAUGGUUUGCAAAAGAAAGGAAGAACCACGAAGUUGGAGAAACAAAAGAGACCAGAGCAGCAAAAGGAAAAUCUGACAGCAGAGCAAAUGAACAGCGACGAACAAAAACAUGAACCUGAGAAGCAUGUUAGGUCAGCAAAACAUGGCAAAUGUGAAGCAACAGAGUCCCAAACAGCAUUAGACAAAAAGAGAACGCAGCAGGAAGAUUUACUACAAAGGGAACAGGGACAGAAGCCAGAAGAAUCAAAAAUACUGAAUGUAGUAGAAGGGCUGCAGGCACUGGAAAAGCCAAAAGAACAGAACAACUUAUCCGAAUUGCAACUGGACAAAAAUCUGAAUGCAGAAGAGAAACCUUUGGAAACUGUAAAGAAUGCACUUCCACCUAAAGAAGAAGCAAGCCAGAAAAAGUCAGAGCAGAAAGACAAAGGGCAGAAGAAAGAGGAAACUCUAAAGCACAGUGAGAAAAGGAACAUUGAAACUCAGGAACAAGAAAGGAUUCAUGGUGAAGAGCUACGAUGGCAGGAAGUUGAUGCAAGACAGACUAUGCCCAGAGGAUUCACCUUUCAAGUAUCAUCAGGUGAAAAACAAAUCAUCUUUCAGAAAGUUAAUCUGAGCCCAGUUAGCCCUGUUAAAGAGACACCAGCUCCUUCCACAACAAAAGAAUCGAAGACUCCCAAGUGUAUCAAAAGCUCACAUGAUCUUCCGACCUCUUUGUGUGUCCCACAUACAGCCAUUUUGGUCACGGGAGCACAGCUCUGUGGCACUGCGGUCAACCUUAAUCAGAUCAAAGAUACAGCUUGUAAAUCUUUACUUGGCUUAACAGAAGAAAGAAAAAUGGCAGAUGUGGCUCCAGCAGAAAGUGCUACGAAACCAUCUCCUGAUGCCAAACCUAGCAGCAGUAAAAUAAAACAUGCUCAAGAUCCGCAGGGCAAUCAGGAUAUAUUGGCUGAGUGGGCUUCCAUUAGGUCAAAAAUCUUAAAAAGUGCAGAAAAUGGUAAAUGUAAUGAGAAAGACAAGGGAAACACCAGUAGGCAUAGUGAUGAUUGGACUCCUAAAGAACGAACUGCUUCCCAUAGUAAUUUACGGAAGACUUUGUCUGCAAAUGCAAAGUUUUCUAUAACUCCAGCAUGGCAAAAGUUUUCAGAAGUCUCCAAGACUAAUACAGGCACUGAGGGUAAGGUUGGCACUGAAGCGGAGAAUGCAACAACUAAAGAAUUGGUUCCAACAACUACCAGUGCAAAGCGAGAGACAGUUUACACUGAGCCGCUGAUAGAUGUAGGGAAUGUACCUAGAUUGCCUGCAGGUAAAACUGAAGUACAUCAUGAGAUGGUAGAUAACACGGAGGGUUGUAAGUUUGCCAAAGAUCUUCCAUCUUUUCUUGUUCCAAGUGGUCCAUUAAGUAAAGAAAUAUCCCAGCCAGUACCCUCUCCUAACACAGAAUCUCACCAGAAUGUUGCUACGAGAAAACUGGACCGAGUUUCACCAAAUGGAGAAGAAAACGUGUCCCCAUUUGGCGUAAAAUUGAGAAGGACCAACUAUUCUUUGCGAUUUCACUAUGAUCAGCAAGGAGAUCAAAAGAAGAAGAAACGGUACAGUGCAGGAGAUAGUUUUGAUGGCAUUCCAACUCCUCUAGUCACCCCAGAGAGUGAACAAGAUCCAAGUAAUCUUUUUCCAAAAGCAAGUAAAUCACCUAGCCAAGAGGCAAAGGAUGCCAGUGUUAGUUCUGGAAAGAUCUCCCCAUCUAAUGUUAAUCAAAACUACAGUACAGCUACUCCAGUAUCUUUACCAACUAGCAGCCAUGUGUCCACAGCUACUCAAGAGAAAUCAGUUUGUAAAUCACCAGUCCCCAAAAAGCCUGCAUUAGCUCCAAAGCCUACCAGCCAAACUCCACCACCAUCUCCUCUCUCAAAAAUACGCAGGCCUCCUGCAGUCGAUACUUUGGGGCAAAAGGUGGGCAAAGCCGAACCCGAUACAGCCUGGAGGAAAACUGAGACUAAAGGGAGUGCUCUGAUUUCACAAGCACCUGAAGGAAACAAGAGCGAAGAGGAAGAGUCAAAGGAGAAGAAGUCAUUUUUCCCAUCCAUUACCAUGCCAUGGAGAGAGAAAACCGAGAAAAAAUCAGAGCCACUAAAAAAAGAAAGGCCAGUGCUUCAGAGCAGGCAUUCCAUAGAUGGCUCCAAAUUGAUGGAAAAGGUUGAAUCCGCACAGCCACUUUGGAUCACAUUAGCACUGCAGAAGCAGAAGGGUUUCCGAGAGCAGCAAGCAACACGAGAAGAGAGGAGGCAAGCCAGGGAGGCAAAGCAGGCUGAGAAACUCGCUAAAGAAAAUGCCAGCAUAAACAGUCAGUCGGAUAAUAAAAGCACCGGUAGGACAAGUACACUGCUAAAGCCUGCAGCCUCGGAAGAGGAGAAGAAAGCGGAGACAGCUAUGUCAAGGCUUGAACGCAGAGAACAGCUGAAAAAAUCAAACACUCUUCCUACAUCUGUGACAGUGGAGAUCUCGAAUUCGCUUCCAUCCUCUCCCUUGGCGAAAGAAGUCACAAAAAGGUUCUCUACCCCAGAUGCCAAUCCGGUGUCAACAGAGCCUGCCUGGCUGGCCUUGGCCAAGAGGAAAGCAAAGGCCUGGAGUGACUGUCCACAGAUCAUUAAGUAAACAACACAGGGUUUGCUCUUUCUGUUGUUAUUUACUCUCUCCUUUUUGUUAAUGUUUUCACAUGGCAGAACCAAUGGAACAAAAUUCUCCUGGAGGAUAAAGGACACUUUGAGCUCUGUACCAUUUGCUCAUCGCAAAUUUCAUCUACAUAAUAGAUGUAUCACUUCGAGAAUUUGGGUACUAUGGAAGAGAGAUGUUGGCACAAGGCUCAGGUUUUAGUCUCUCUCAAAAGUACAGUUGUUAAAAGAUGUAUUUUAGGUUCAAACAAUUUUUAAGAAGCUGUUCUUCCAUUGGCCCUCAAUUUUUGGUUCCAGUGGUCUGUUUCUUUUUGCUGCUUUUGGAUAAGCAGAGAUUCCAGCCAUUUAAAUGCUUCAAAUGAAUGUAAGCUGCAUGUUGCUUCCACUUUUCAAUUUAGAAUGUAAUACCGUUUUGUGGAAAAUGUUAAGAAUCUACUCAGGUGCAGGAUAUGGAAAGACCAACUCCUGUCUUAGUAGUAAACAGAACAUACAGUGAUCAUCUUUUAUUAAUGUUGCAACUAAUGUAGAGAUGACAACUUUGAAAUUUUUUGAGUGUCAUUUGUCACUGACGAAAGUACCAGGGUGUCUGGUCCUGCUGUAAAGACAUCGCAGGACAGGGAUUUCUCCAAGUGCUUGGAGCCGAGAGCAGGUUCAUUUGCCUGUAAAUAUUUUCACAAAUUCAGUGUUUUUUAAAAAAAUGGAUUUUUUUUGUGUGAUAAACAUCGCUUUUUAUCAGAAGCUUCUAUCAGGAAGUAUCUAAAUACAAGUUUAGUUAACUAGCUAAAACUGGGGGUUUGUCAAAUGGGCAUUUCCAUGCUAUCUUUCUAUUUAUGAUCUUUCAAAUCAUUACCUGCGGAAACACAUUACAACUUUUUCCUGAGCACGGUAUGCAGAUACAGGCUACUGUGAUGAUAUCUAGUAACACACCAUAUAAGCCUUUCUCUUCUGGUAAUGGGGAGCACCACACACAGAGAGAAACAGCUUCAAAUGAGUAUUGAAAACCCAUAUAAAAGCCAGACCACAUCUUUCACAUACAAAACUCCCCCUUGGUUAAGCAACCUUUUCAAUACCCACAAGAUGGCAUAUUGGGGACUAAAAGAUUAACACAAGAGUCUACAAUACAGAUGAUUUCGGGAAACUGGGAACUAAAGAAUUUUGUGGUCAGAAGGAGCUAGACUAUUCUCACUUUGUUCUUGUGGACCUUAUGCUGAAUAUUCUCAGGAAAGUCAUAAUAUCUGUAUUUCAUUAGCACCUUAGUCUUUAGCUACUGUGCCUGGCAGAUCUGCAUGUUACUGCUGGCAAAAACAAUCACUACGGCACUUUUGUUAAUGGCAUGUUUCAAAACAAUGUAGUUGUUGUUAGUUCCUUAGUAUUGAUGUACUGAUAAAAGUCUUAGAUCAGGCUUCAAAUUACAGAAAAAGUUAAACAUUGCAGGGAUACAUGUAAUUUCUUUGCAGUGACGUCUUGUUGCCCUUUGAUUUUCCUAUAGUAUGGAGAUAGUAGUAACAUGUUUUCAUGGUAAUUCUCAAAACUGCUUCCUACUUGAAAAUUGUGGGAAAGGUCAACAAUGUAAUGAAUUCAGGCUGUAGUAGUUGGUCUACAUUGGCUUAAACAAAUUUCAGUUUAGCUGGUUUGUGUGUUAGGCUGUAAAGGAAAUCAUCUAACUAUUCUCCAUAUCAAAAGAGGCAUGAGAACCUCAGUUCUGCUCCAAAGUAUCUAAAGGACAAGUCAGCAGAUGCUGUUAAGGAAUAGGCAUCAUGCUGCAAAACAAACAACAGAUCAGUUGUGUUUGUGUGUAUCUGCAGAGAGGAUAGUUGAUUCAAUUGUUAUGAAGCAUCUACAUAGGAGGAUUGGUCAUAUGGCUACAGGGCUCUUAAUGUUACAAUUAAAUUUCAUCUUGAAGUUCAACCCAAAGGUUCAUUACUUUCAGGCAGGAUUAUUAAUGCAAGGGGGAAACUGUUCUCAGGUCUUUAUGGGAACCGAGGAUGAGCUGAUAUGGUUAACUGCUGAAUAAUGGCCUAUUUUAUAUCAUUCCGCUCCAGAGAAACAGUAUGGCCCUUUUAAGAACUGUGUUUGAUGGAGAUAUUAAUGUAUGGCAAUUGUUUUCCCCAUCGCCAACCUUUAGGGACUUGAAAAAUACAAGCACCUUCUAGUCACUGAGGACAAGGUGAAGCAGGAAGGCAUUCCAUUAUCUUAGACAUUCAUCCAUUUACUCCAGAAGGAGUUACCAGGACAAAAAGGGCACUUAGUAGAGGAUAUAUUUAAGUCAAGCUUCGAUCUGUUCUGACUGGUGCAAAAACCUUUUGCUGGUGGUAUGAAAGAUGUUUUAAAACAUUUUUAAACCCACAUUUAAAUCUGCAAUCACAUAAACUGUAAUUAUUACUUUCAAUUCCCUCAAAAUCCAUUUCCAAGGUUGUUCUGGAAUGGGAAAGUCGGGUUGGGAGAAGGGGAGGGAUCUGGAAAUGGAUGGGGAUGAAAGAAAUGUUAGGGGGGGCAUAGGCACUAUUUGCAUGAUAAAAGGGAACAAUAAGGACUCCAACAUAAUUCUAGGCACACUGUUAGCACAGAAUAUAUAGUUAGUAAAUAGUUCUAAAGCUUCAGAAGCAAAGUGUUUUCAAGCAUGAAGGUAUCUAGUGUAUGGGAAGUGGUAUCCAGAGACCUUGAUCAGAAGGCUGGGCAUUCCCUGCUGGCAGAGCAGCUUUCUCGGUUUAUUGCCAGGCGUACCAUCAGCAUUGACUGCUCUACUCACUUCUUAGACAGCAAGGGACACUUGGAUCUCUAUUAGAAGAAUCUGUUCUCACUUCCUUCUGUCUGAACAGGUGGUCAGUGCAUCUAGGGCCCCUUCUACACUGCCAUAUAAAAUCCAGAUUAUUUGCUUUGAACGGGCAGAAUAAGGCAGUGUAGACUCAGCUAAUCCAGUUCAAAGCAGAUAAUGUCGAUUAUCUACUUUGAUAUCUGGAUUAAAUGGUAGUGUAAAAGGGACCUAAGGCAACAGUAUUAGUAGUUACACUGUACACUGUUCUGUCUAUGCAGAGCUACUCCCAAUGCUGGACGUAGGAGCCUAUGCGGCACACCAUUGUAUGUUUAAGGCGAAGGCAUUUCCACAUGGGCUGGAUCUACACUGCCCCAGAUCCCAGGAUCUGAUCCCAGAUUAUCUGCUUUGAGCUGGAUUAUAUGAGUCUGCACUGCCAGAUAAUAUGAGAUCAGAUCCUGGGAUAUAAGGCAGUGUAGAUCUGUGUCUUGAUCAGAGCUGGAAUGUGUACAAUAUUUGUUAGGAAACAUUUAUAUGAUAUUUUCAACAUUGGUCAUUUCAUGUAAAAAUCAACUUGAAAUUUUGCACUAAAUACCAGUGAAGUGUUACUUUGCUUAAGCUUUGUUUGCAGCCUUUCUUACAAAACAUAUUAUGGAAAAUGUAAAAUGGAUAACCCAUGUGGAAUGACACUUUUGAACUGAUCCAACCACUAUGUACAAUAUGAUCUCUCUCUCUUGUCUUUUCUUUUUCGGUAACUUGUACACAGAAGUCCUGUUCCAGAGGAAGUAAUCGUACCCAAAUCCUGUCAAAAUCACUGGGGUUGUGAAAUAAGUCAUAAUGACGUUAUCCUAUAGAAUAUCAGGUGUUGGGCAUAAUUAACAUUUUCUAAAUGGGACAAAAUAUUAUUUGAGGCUAAAGAUAAUUAACCUCAGUUCAUAUAGUGGUGUAUAAAGUUAUAAACAAAUGUAUAAUUGUGGGGUUUUGUUUUGUGUACUUUUUUAAUUUUUCAGAUGUUUUAAAGUGCAAUUGUUUCUUAUACUAAUGUCAUUUUAAUUCCUUUUAAAUUAUAAUCUGCUGAAAGUUAUCAGAAAGUGUAUGUAUUAAUUGUCUUUUUGUUAAUAAAACAUCAGGUUUGCCUUAUCAGGAGAGCCUGAAAUUGCGAUAGGAUCUAAUUAUGUGUUUUUAUGAACAGUAAAAUCUGAGUAAAAUUAUCUAUAACUAAGGGAUAUGUUAGUGCAAUUUCUAUUUUCAGUUUUGAUUGUCAAGAUUUUACUGUAAAUGGUCCAUCACUGAAAAUUUGUUCUAUUUCAAUAAAAAAAACCAAGUGUUUCUAUA